AUGUUGCCCCCAGCCGCCUGUCAAAGCUCGAACGAAGCGGGCCACAACCUGCGAUCAGUGGAGAUGACAGCCACAACAGCCAGAAACAAAGGGAGGUUUGUCAUUAAGAACGAUGAAAAUGCGGAGAUAUUAGGAAGAAAACUGGAGAUAGGGCUGGACCGCGGGACCCGAAGGUUUGUCUCAUGCGCGGAUUCCCGUUUGUCGGGUUUAGCGCAGUCGCUGAGAACUGUUCGGCCGAACAAUACAACAUCGCAAGCAGCAUGCAUCCUAGACGCUGCUAAAUGGAAAUUGGGGAGGCUCAACCGCCUUGACCAUAGCAGGUCCCGGUCCCAUGGAUACAUGGUUGAAACGGAGCAUGACGAGGAGUGUUUAGAAGACGCUACGGCGUCAAAAUUAUUCUCCGUACAUGCAAUGGCCAUAAGCAACGAAUUCAAUCCAUAUGAGGCACAGAAGAUUGGCAUUUGGUUCCAGCCCGAUGUCGUCGACUAAAACCUACUCCGUACAGUAGGUAGUGCAUACAAGUCCGUCGUGAUUUCAAAUCUUUUCGGUCACACAGUUUGUUACCCCACGCAAAAUUCCAGGUAUUGCAACGAAAGCGGGCAAUUCUG
Blastomyces gilchristii SLH14081 is the source of this 608-nucleotide messenger RNA. RefSeq lists its product as uncharacterized. NCBI's taxonomy places the organism in Eukaryota, Fungi, Ascomycota, Eurotiomycetes, Onygenales, Ajellomycetaceae. The record is from RefSeq and is a predicted model, not a curated record. Bases 1 to 489 code for a protein of 162 amino acids. The transcript has 4 exons.